Purpureocillium lilacinum is the source of this 2547-nucleotide messenger RNA. RefSeq lists its product as uncharacterized. Gene Ontology annotation, biological process: DNA-templated transcription. NCBI's taxonomy places the organism in Eukaryota, Fungi, Ascomycota, Sordariomycetes, Hypocreales, Ophiocordycipitaceae. The record is from RefSeq and is a predicted model, not a curated record. Gene Ontology annotation, molecular function: DNA binding; zinc ion binding.
AUGGCCGGGCCGUCCCUUUCCCACAUCCUCGAUCCUCCCCAGCCUAUCGCCCACGUCACCGGACUCGACACGUCGUCCGACUUUCCUCACCACACUGCCCUCGCUGCCGCCGUCCCCGUCUCCGUCCCCGUCUCUGUUCCUGUUCCUGGUCCCGGCACCGGAUCUGCUGGCAACUCUCUUGGCUUGACGCCUUCGCAGCCUCACGUCGUCCAUGCGCCUAUGCACGGCAAUAGCUCCGUCUCGCCCCCAUCUGUGCCUCCAGCCUCUUCUGGCGCUGGUGCCGCUCUGCGGCCGCCGCCAGACCAGACUCCCACCCGGCAUGGCACAGCCUCGUCGACUAAGAGCCACGCAGGCAACAACUUGUACGCCUGUCGCGACUGUGGACGAUCCUACUCUCGCCCAGAGCAUCUGGUCAGGCACGUCCAGACGCACACCCUCGGCCGGCGUUUCGUAUCCAAUGCUCAGACAUAUCGCCAGACGCUUGAGCAAAAUAACGCCUUACCGAAUGCCAUCAUGGAUAUGAACAGGUCACCGUUCUUUGACUUCCUGCGAGACGUGCUGUACGAGCAGCCCCUUGACGCACAGAGGAUGCCCGAUUCUCAGGGGCUCGCCGUGCUCGACUUUUGUGAUAAUGCGAAUCUGGAACUCACUGAAAUAGACUUCGGUCUUCUUGAUCAUUGGAACUUGGACGGUAUGGCCGAGGGAACAUUGCCGGCCCAGGAUGUCGUCACGCACGGAGAACACUCUGCCGAAAUUGCUCAAAUGCGCCAGAGUUUGGUCCAAGCAUGGACCGAGUCGCCAUGGCGCUGGGACCCCAAAAACAACGAUACUGGAUAUCGAGAGCAAGGCCUUCUCGCCGUACCCGCCAAGGAGAUGUCGAGCGCUCAGUUCCAGGAGAGCCGGAAGCGGCUUGAGAGGGUGGUCGCAGAGAAGCUGGAGCAACCUACGAGAGAUCGCGUUCUCGCCAUACUGCUCUCAACAUGCUACCAAAACGCAGCCACAGCCAACCGCGUUGCCGCCUCGUUCCCGACUGUUGAAGUUAUGGACACGUUGGUGCACAUCUUUCUGGCGUCACAGGCUUGCCAAGUCGACGAAUGGAUACACUUUCCGACUUUCAGAUUGAAUGAGCAAUGGCCCGAAUGGGUCGCGAUGGCCGCCGCAAUGGGAGCCUCUCUGACGCCAGUGCCUACUCUCCGCAAGUUUGGCUUCGCCGUGCAAGAAGCAGUUCGCAUUACCAUACCAGGCCGAUUUGAGGAGAACAAUACAGCCAUUCAAAGGCUGGGCCUCGUGCAAUCCCUCAUAUUGCUCCAAGAUCACGGUCUUUGGAGCGGGAAUCGACGGAAAAUGGAAAUUGCGGAAUGCCAUCUCGUUAUCCCAGUGACGAUGAUGCGUUACCGAGGGAAAUUCCAACGAUCAAAGUACCCAGUUACUGCAGUUGACGUCACUGAUGAGGGCGAGGUCCUUGAGCAGAAAUGGAAACAUUGGGUGGAAAUGGAACAAUGGAAGCGGCUCGUGUUUCAUUGUUAUAUACGCGAGGCUCAGACGUCCAUGACUACAUUGACGAAUCCGUGCCUCUCGUACUCGGAGCUCACCCUUCCGCUGCCGGAAUCGCGGGACCUCUGGUUUGCGGAGAACGCUCUUGAAUGGAAGAGGCGAUACCUGGAGAAGAACGCCGGACACCAGAAGCGACCGCCAUCGGUCGGCGACCUUUUCCACGACGUUCACCUGCUGACGCAAAACCACGCGCGGCUUGACGUACAAUACUCCAUAUCCAUCUUUCUGCACGGCUUCUGGGCACUCAUACUGGAGUAUCGACAAUUGAGCUCGGUUCACAAGACUCGGUCAUACGCGAACAGUCUGGGAGGAAACCCGAACCUGCUCCUCGACUCCCGUCACCAGGAGUUGGUAAAGGACCUGCAGAGCUUUCAGCUCAUUGCAUCUGGGUGGCGGGACAUGUCGCCACGGGAGCACUUGCUCCUCAACCUGCUCAUGAUGAACUUGCACGUGUCUCUAGACGACAUGCAGCUCUUCUCAGGCAAGGAAGGCGAGGAUCAAGCACGUCGGAUCUACCCAGUGCUGCAGCAGUGGGCAACGAGCUCGGAGUCGCGGUCUGCCGUGUGGUGCGCGGCCCAGGUCUUGCGAUACGCACGAUACUUUCCGCAAGAUCACCUCAAGGACUUUUAUGCCGUCGCUGUGCACCACGCGGCCCUGACCUUGUGGACAUAUGGCGUCGUGGUGCGGGCGUUGCGACGGCAGCGAACGGCCUCGCAGCAUCAGAGCGAAGCCAUCUACCUAGAUGGCUCUGAUUCGAUAGCGAUUCAGCGGUUCAUCGGUUUUGACCAGGGGCGGCCGCUCAUCAAUGCUCCCGCUGUUCGAGGCAUGGUGAGGGAAGCCUCGAUUCACGAUCCGCGAGCCUGCAUGGAGAUUGCGCAAGACGUGCUGCGGUCAAACUUUACUCGCGGGCAAGAGCUGCCACCUCUAGUCGAGAAUCUUUGUCAGAUCAUCCAGCAGUUGGGGGCUGCGGCUUGGGCGGUAGGGCUGGGUUGA